AUGCAGGUACCAUCUCCAUCUCUAUAUUCAUCCUUUUUAUUCCUAUUUGUAUCUCUUCGAUAUGAAAUCGAGUUUGAGUUUCAAGUUUUGAGUUUCGAGUUACUGCCUGUUGGCGAAGAGUGGGCGUACCUAGGCCAGGUUGCGUGGAAGCGGGGUGGUACAACUCCAGAUCAUAAAGGGUUGAUUCUGCUAGCGAAAGACGGUAGCGACGCGCUGGGGGAUAUAGUUGACUGGAUACCCACAUCCACCUUCUCCUUCUCCGCCUCCACUUCCUCCCCUUCCACCUCGAUCACCUCUACUUCCCCCUCACCCGUAUUCUCAACCUGGCGCGGCGACCCAUCCAACCCGCACAAAUACGUUUGCGGAGGCGACUUCCUUGUCCUCAGAUGCACCAAGCCCACACCCGCGCAGAAGGUGGGGAUUAAGGCAAUACGGAGGGAUCUUGUGUUGGAGGUUAGACCGGAUCGGGGUGUGUGGGCGCGUGAGGGGGUGGUGUGGGGUGUCGCUGUGGAGGGAGGCGUGGACACGGAGAACUUUGGCGUGAGGGGGCAGAUGCUGAGUGUGUGCAAUGCAGAUAGGGUGGAUUUGCUGCAUAAGCGGACAGGAGCAUUUGCGGUUGUGGUUGGACGAUCAGGAUCAGGAUCAGGAGCUGGAUCUGCGGUUGGGGCCAGUGCGAGGGUUGUUGUUGUACGGUUUGAUGCGUAG
Psilocybe cubensis is the source of this 705-nucleotide messenger RNA. RefSeq lists its product as uncharacterized. Bases 1 to 705 code for a protein of 234 amino acids. The record is from RefSeq and is a predicted model, not a curated record. The transcript has 3 exons. NCBI's taxonomy places the organism in Eukaryota, Fungi, Basidiomycota, Agaricomycetes, Agaricales, Agrocybaceae.